AUUCAACAUCCUGCCUUAGAGGUUGGUUUUGAAUUAAGGUCGGGUUUGAUUCAACUACUCCCAACAUUUCGUGGUCUUGAAAAUGAAGAUCCGCAUAAGCACCUAAAGGAGUUCCACGUGGUGUAUUCGAGCUUCAAACCGCAAAGAGUGACGGAAGAUCAAAUCAAACUACGUGCUUUCCCAUUCUCAUUAGCCGAUAGAGCAAAGGAUUGGUUAUUUUACCUUCCUUCAGGCUCAAUAAACACAUGGGAUGAAAUGGUAAGAUUAUUUCUUGAAAAGUUUUUCCCAGCAUCACGAGCUGCCAGCAUUAGAAGGGAAAUAUGUGGCAUCAAACAAAGAGACACUGAGACUCUCCACGAGUACUGGGAACGUUUCAAGCAAUUGUGUGCAAGUUGCCCUCAACAUGGAGUUUCUGAACAGCUCCUCAUUCAAUACUUUUAUGAGGGAUUGCUUCCCAUGGAAAGAAAGAUGAUGGAUGCAGCUAGUGGAGGCGCUAUAGUGAACAAAACUCCUCGUGAAGCUAGAGAUUUGAUAUCCAUAAUGGCUGCCAAUUCACAACAAUUUGGAUGUAGACAGGACACCCCUUCUAGAAGGGUGAAUGAGGUAAACAUUUCUUCUCUUGAGAAUAAAGUAUCUCACUUAACUACUCUUGUUCAACAGUUAGCUCUAGGAGGUACGCAUCAGGUAAAAGCUUGUGGGAUAUGUGCUGCUACUGGACACCAAACUGACAUGUGUCCGACACUUCAAUAUGAUUCUUGUGAGCAAGCUAACGCAAUUGGAGGGUUUCCAGGCCAACCACAACGAAAUUAUGAUCCCUAUUCAAAUACAUACAAUCUAGGAUGGAGGGAUCAUCCAAAUUUCAGCUACAAGCCACGUCCACAAUUUCCACAGUUUCAGCCUAGACAACCCAUUCAACAACAACCUACAUCUUCACAACAACCAUCUUCUAAUUCAAGUAUGUCAUUGGAGGAUAUUGUUAAGUCACUUGCCGCUAACACACAACAAUUUCAACAGCAAACACAACAAUUUCAGCAAGAAACAAGAACAAGUAUUCAACACUUAGAAAGUCAGAUGAGCCAGCUAGCAUCUACCGUGAGUAGAUUGGAAUCUCAAGGUAAGUUACCCUCACAAACUAUUGUAAACCCGAAGCAAAAUGCAAGUGCAGUUACCUUGAGAAGUGGAAAAGAGUUGCCAGAACCUACUCAAGUGAGAAGCAAACACAACCGAGAUGAAGAAAAUGAAAAAGAAUUCCAUCCACCCCAAAAUGAUCAAAAGCUUGUCAAAGAAAGUCCAGAGACUUUGGUAAUUCCUCCUCCUUUUCCUAGUAGAUUGGCAAAAUCAAAAAAGGUGGAAGAACAAAAAGAAAUUCUGGAGACAUUUCGAAAGGUUGAGGUAAAUAUUCCUUUACUAGAUGCUAUUAAACAAAUUCCUCGAUAUGCUAAGUUUCUCAAAGAGUUAUGCACAAACAAAAGAAAAUUAAAAGGCAAUGAAAUGGUGAGCAUGGGAGAAAAUAUUUCUGCCGUUUUACAAAAAAAGUUGCCUCCUAAAUGCAAAGAUCCAGGUAUGUUCACUAUCCCUUGCAAAAUUGGAAAUGUUAACGUUGAAAAAGCAAUGUUAGAUCUAGGAGCUUCAAUUAAUGUGAUGCCUUUAUCUAUUUACUCAUCUUUAAAUGUUGGUUCCUUAAAAGAAACUGGUGUAAUUGUUCAACUUGCUGAUAGAUCUAAUGUUUAUCCUGUCGGGGUUCUAGAGGAUGUUUUAGUACAAGUUGAUGGAUUGAUUUUUCCAGCUGAUUUUUAUGUGUUAGACAUGGAAAAAGACAAUUCUCCAAAUUCUUCAUUGAUCUUAUUAGGAAGGCCAUUUUUGAAAACAUCUAAAACUAAAAUUGAUGUGCAUGGUGGUACGCUCACAAUGGAAUUUGAUGGUGCACUCAUAAAGUUUAACAUUUAUAAUGCCAUGAAAUAUCCUGAUGAUGUGUCAUAUGUUUCUCUAAUAGAUGCUGUCGACCCUCUCGUGCAGAAAAUUUCUUAUUUGACUGAUAAUGAUGCCUUAGAGGUGGCACUAAACAUGAAUUUUACCCCAGAUGGAUUAAAGAAAAUCAUGAAUCAGUUUUCUUUGAAUUUUGAGUUGCAGGAUAUUGUUCAUGAGUUGGAAUCACUAAAGCCAAUUCAAUAUAACGUUCAUUAUAUUGAAUUGCCUACAUCUAGCACAAAACUCCUGCCUUCUGUUAUACAGGCUCCAAAGAUAGAACUGAAACCAUUGCCAGAUCAUCUAAAGUAUGCAUUCUUAGGGGAUGGAGAGACUCUUCCCGUGCUAAUUUCCAACAAAUUGUCUACAUUGGAAGAAGAAAAGUUGGUCCGAGUGCUUAGAGAAUAUAAGGAAGCUAUAGGUUGGACUAUAGCUGACAUUAAGGGAUUGAGCCCUUCUACUUGUAUGCACCGGAUAUUGUUGGAAGAUGAUUGUAAACCUUCUAAACAACCCCAGCGCCGAUUGAACCCACCCAUGAUGGAAGUGGUUAAGAAAGAGAUCCUGAAACUCCUUGAUGCAGGUAUAAUCUAUCCAAUUUCGGAUAGCAAAUGGGUAAGUCCUGUGCACGUUGUCCUAAAGAAAACAGGUAUAACAGUGAUAGAAAAUGAUGAUGGAGAGUUGGUACCCACUCGUAUUCAAAAUGGGUGGUGA
Molecule: messenger RNA, 2676 nt
Organism: Ipomoea triloba (trilobed morning glory)
Lineage: Eukaryota; Viridiplantae; Streptophyta; Magnoliopsida; Solanales; Convolvulaceae
Exons: 1
Source: RefSeq, a predicted model, not a curated record